AUGCUGACUUUUGUUGUGUUCUUGAUUUGUGCAGCCUCAUCUGUCUCAGCUUCUGCCAAAGGUGAGUUGAUGAGUGCUGCUGCUGGACCCCGGCUGAACAACAACCAGCUGUACAAAUUCAGCUACACCACUGAGGUCCUGGUAGACAGAGCCAGGGGGUCAAAAGAGGGCAGUGCUGGCUACAAGAUCUCAAGUGAUGUGAACGUUAAUCUGGUUUGGAGAGAUCAGAGCAACAAGGAUGACCAGCUGAUUCAACUGGCGAUCUCAAAUUUGAGGAUAGAGCCUGUGUCGCCCAGAUCAGAGAAAAAGAACAUCCUACGUGGAUCCACAACCGAAAGUAUUUUGGGAAAAAAUAAACUAGCAGCUCUAACAAAGCCUUUCUUGGUGCAUCUAAAAAAUGGAAAGGCAAAAGCAUUUUAUUCCUACCGGUCAGAACCUGCAACAGUCAAGAAUCUAAAACGAGGCCUGGCCAGCUUGCUGCAAGUGCAGCUCAGUACUGGGAAGGUUGUAGAGAAUGAUGUGUCUGGGAGGUGUACUGUUGAGUACAAGGCAGUAAAAGGUCAAGUAACAAGAACCAAGAAUCUAGAGACAUGUAAGACAGAAGAGACUGGAUUUACCACUCACAGUAAGGUCCUGGGUGUGAGUAGGAAGUCCAGUUCUGUUACAGUGUUCACACUUGAAAAUGGUUUCAUCCGCUCAGCUGAGGCUGAAGAAACACACUCCCUGGCUGUUAAUGCUCGCAGAUCUGUUGCAGCUAAAGUCAUGUCCAGGCAAAACCUUAAAUUGGUUGGUACAGAGGCAGGACCACUGGAGGCUGCCGGGAAAGAUGCUGCUGCAGUUGUCAAGUCAAUAGAUGCCAAACUGGCAGCUGUUGGUAUUGUGGCUGAGAAGGUCAAAUCUGAGUGCAAAGGCUGCCCAUCGCUUUUUGAACAUUGGCAGGCUGAGAAGAAGCAGCUGGAGCCAGAGAGCCUGUCCAAAACCAGGGCUCCUCGGAGCUUCCUGGCCCUCAUCCAGACCAUUAGGAAGGCGUCCAAGGAAGAGAUCCUCAAAGUGCUGAGGAGUGCCAGCAAGACGUCUCUACCUCAGGUUGUUGAUGCUGUAACAUCCUCCCAGACCUCUGAAUCCCUGGAUGCCAUGCUUGAAUUCCUUAACUUCACUGAUGCCAAAGGUUUGGUUCUGCAGGAGAGGUUUCUCUAUGCAUGUGGCUUUGCUUCACAUCCCAAUGAGAGAAUGCUCCAGGCCCUGCUGGAUAUUUCUAAAGGGAAGAUCGGCAGUACUGACAUCAAAGAAUCUGUGGUGAUCAUUAUGGGAGCCCUGGUCAACAAAUUGUGUCAGAAAGGAGGCUGCAACUUACCUACCGUGGAGCAGGUCAAGAAGAUGAUAUUGAACGGUCCCGACAGCACAACGGUUGAGUCGGAGGUCCAGAUGUACCUUUUGGCCCUAAAAAACUCUCUCCUGCCCGAGGCCAUUCCUAUUUUCACCAAAUAUGCAGAAUCAGAAGUGGGAGCCUACAGCACCAUUGCCCUCACUGCCCUGCAGAGAUACGAUGUGAAUCUCAUGACCAGUGAGGUCAAGCAAACAGUGAACAGGGUUUACCACCAGAAUCGCCGCAUCUAUGAGAAAAAUGUGAGAGCCGCCGCUGCUGACGUCAUCCUCAGUAGCAACCCCACAUACAUGGAGGUGAAGAAUCUGCUUCUGUCCAUCGGAAACUUGCCACAUGAAAUGAACAAGUACAUGCUGUCAAAGAUCCAGGACAUCCUACGCUUCCAGAUGCCUGCCAGCAAAGUGCUAGGGCAAGCUAUGAAGGACAUGAUUUCUUGUAACUAUAACCGCUUUGCAAAGGUUGGAUCAUCAUCUGCAUUUUCAGGAUUCAUGGCUCAGUCCCCCGAUCUGACCUCCACAUACAGUUUGGACAUCUUGUAUUCAGGCUCUGGGAUCCUCAGAAGAAGCAACAUGAAUAUUUUUGGUGCUACUAACGAAGCAAUGCUACAUGGAUUACAGGUGGCGAUCGAGGCCCAGGGUCUGGAGACUCUGAUUGCUGCCACACCUGAUGAGGGGGAGGAAGACCUGGAGUCCUUUGCCGGGAUGUCGGCUCUGCUUUUCGACAUCCAGCUGCGUCCCGUCACCUUCUUCAAGGGUUACAGUGACCUCAUGUCUAAAAUGUUCUCCAUGACCGGAGACCCCAUGAAUGUCGUGAAGGGUCUCAUCCUGCUCUCGGAUCAUUCUGAGGUCAUCCAGCUCCAGUCUGGUCUGAAGGCAAGUGCGGAGUUUCAAGGAGGUCUCGCCAUUGACAUUUCUGGAGGCAUGGAGAUCAGUCUGUGGUACAGAGAGUCCAAGACCAGUGUCAACAACAGAGCAGCAUUAGUAGUCACUGGCAACGUUACUGUGGACAUGGACUUUUUAAGAGCGGGUGUGGAGGUCAGCUUUGAUACAGAAGCAUCACUGGACUUCAUCACCACUGUCCAGUUCUCAGAAUACCCCUUCCUGGUGUGCCUGCAGAUGGACAAAUCUACCUUCCCAGUCAGUGAAUACCUGACCAAGUAUGAGAGCCUGCCAUCAGGGAAGAGUGUUGUAUCUCGCAAAGGCAGAAAGACACUCGUUCCUGGUUCCGAAUUUCCUCUUCACCAGGAGAACUCGAACAUGUGCAAGAGGGUUUUCGACUCCAACUGGUAG
Pelmatolapia mariae (spotted tilapia) is the source of this 2673-nucleotide messenger RNA. RefSeq names its product microsomal triglyceride transfer protein (gene mttp). Gene Ontology annotation, biological process: lipoprotein metabolic process; cholesterol homeostasis; lipid transport. The record is from RefSeq and is a predicted model, not a curated record. The transcript is spliced from 18 exons. Gene Ontology annotation, cellular component: endoplasmic reticulum; basolateral plasma membrane; Golgi apparatus. Lineage: Eukaryota; Metazoa; Chordata; Actinopteri; Cichliformes; Cichlidae. Bases 1 to 2673 code for a protein of 890 amino acids. Gene Ontology annotation, molecular function: lipid binding.